CAAUAAUUGUAUCGCAAACAGCACUGCCACCAUCACACUCAUUAACAGCUCAUGAUGCCUGGGAGACCCUCUCCAUUCAAUCUCGAGACAUGUGCUCGUCCCAAUAUCUUGAAACUCAAGCCUUAUCGCUGCGCUCGAGAUGACUACAAAGACGAUGGCAAGAACAUCUUGUUGGAUGCCAAUGAAAAUGCAUACGGCCCAGGUCUUGAUCUGACCCUACCAGAUCCUCAGCAGAAAUCCUCCUCUACCCUGUCCACCAACCCUCAAGUCGACUUUCUCGGCCUCAAUCGCUACCCCGAUCCUCAUCAAGCCACACUCAAAGAAGGAUUCUGUCGACUGCGGAACACCAAGGUCCACACAGACAAAGACUUGAAGCCUGAGAAUCUCUUCUGUGGCGUAGGCUCAGACGAAGCGGUCGACGCCUUGCUGCGCUGCUUCUGUAGGCCUGGCAAGGAUAAGAUCCUGACAUGUCCACCCACGUAUGGCAUGUAUGCUGUCAGCGCAGAUGUGAAUGACAUCGCCAGUGUGCAUGUUCCAUUGGACCCAGACAAUGGCUUCUGCCUCCAGCCUCAGGCAAUCAACGAGACACUGUCCGCCGACCCUUCGAUCAAACUAGUGUAUAUCUGCUCACCAGGCAAUCCCACGGCGGGCUUGAUCAAGAAACAAGACAUACAACAAGUCCUAGAGCAUCCCACAUGGAACGGAGUGGUUGUUGUGGAUGAAGCAUAUAUUGAUUUUGCACCAGAAGGAUCAAGUCUCGCAGAAUGGGUAUUGGAGUGGCCCAAUCUCGUGGUCAUGCAAACUCUCAGCAAGGCAUUUGGUCUGGCCGGGAUCCGUUUGGGAGUGGUAUUCAGCUCGCCCGACAUUGCUACACUGCUCAAUAACAUGAAAGCUCCCUACAACAUCUCAAGCCCCACGAGUGCCAUUGCAACGGCUGCCCUCCAAAACGACAGCCUCAAGGUGAUGCAACGGAACAAAGCCAAGAUCAUUGAGCAGCGGGAUCGGCUAUUAAAAGAACUUCCCAUGGUCCCUGGUGUGGGCAGAUUCCGUGGCGGUUCCGAAUCCAACUUUUUACUGGUGGAGAUUCUUGACAAACCGCGUGAACAAGGAGGACAGCCCGACAAUGCCACGGCACUUCAUGUCUAUGAGACCAUGGCUGGUCAGCGAGGUGUGGUGGUUCGGUUCCGGGGUAAGGAGUAUGGAUGUCAAGGGUGUCUUCGGAUCACGGUAGGCACGGAGAAGGAAGUUGAUCGAUUUCUGCAAGAGAUUAGAGCAGUUUUGCAACAACAAUUUUCAAAGGGAUCGCAAGGGGCUAAUGGUAUUCUGGAAGGAAAACGGGAAACGGCGGCGAACGAAGUGAUAGCCUAGCUUGCUAGCUUGGUAGAAAACAAGGUGUUUAGAAUUUCGAUGCAAGAAUGACACUGGAAAAAGAUCUGAU
Molecule: messenger RNA, 1438 nt
Organism: Exophiala mesophila
Lineage: Eukaryota; Fungi; Ascomycota; Eurotiomycetes; Chaetothyriales; Herpotrichiellaceae
Product: histidinol-phosphate transaminase
Exons: 2
Coding region: 52-1368 (438 amino acids)
Biological process (GO): L-histidine biosynthetic process
Molecular function (GO): L-histidinol-phosphate:2-oxoglutarate transaminase activity; pyridoxal phosphate binding
Source: RefSeq, a predicted model, not a curated record